Messenger RNA from Coffea eugenioides, 267 nucleotides. RefSeq lists its product as uncharacterized. Lineage: Eukaryota; Viridiplantae; Streptophyta; Magnoliopsida; Gentianales; Rubiaceae. Bases 1 to 267 code for a protein of 88 amino acids. The record is from RefSeq and is a predicted model, not a curated record. The transcript has a single exon.
AUGGAAAUCGUAGAAAACUUGGGAGAUGUAUUGUUUAAAGUGGGCUUGUUUGUUUUAGUUCAAGCUCUAGUGUAUCUUAUUUUAUCCCAGUCUUCCAACGUCUUCUCCAACACACAAAGGUCCUUUAGUUUCAAGCCUGCGCGGUCGAUCAGCAUUCGGCGGAUGGCGGCAGCUUUGGCGGAUAUCCCGGCCGGAGGAGAGUCGUCUCCUACUGCUAAUUAUGGAAGAUCUCUCACCAGACAGAAGUCAACCUUGCAGGAAUAUUAG